This is a messenger RNA of Coniosporium apollinis CBS 100218, 783 nucleotides long. Its product is annotated as urease accessory protein. The coding region runs from base 1 to 783 and encodes 260 amino acids. Gene Ontology annotation, molecular function: nickel cation binding; GTPase activity. The record is from RefSeq and is a predicted model, not a curated record. The transcript is spliced from 2 exons. NCBI's taxonomy places the organism in Eukaryota, Fungi, Ascomycota, Dothideomycetes.
AUGGCUUCAGAACAGCCCCACUCCCACUCCCACGACGGUCCCUCCCACUCUCACGGCGACAGCGCCGACCACGGCCACAGCCACGAGAUCCUCGACGGGCCGGGCUCGUAUCUCGGGCGCGAGAUGCCCAUCAUAGAAGGCCGCGACUGGAGAGAGCGCGCCUUUACCGUCGGCAUUGGUGGUCCCGUCGGGUCCGGCAAAACGGCGCUAAUGCUGGCGCUCUGCCUGGCGCUGCGCGACUCUUACGCCAUCGCGGCGGUGACGAACGACAUCUUCACGCGCGAAGACGCCGAGUUCCUGACGCGGCACUCCGCGCUGCCGAGCCAACGCAUCCGCGCCAUCGAGACGGGCGGCUGCCCGCACGCCGCCGUGCGCGAGGACAUCAGCGCCAACCUGGCCGCGCUAGAAGAUCUGCACCGCCAGUUCGCCACCGAGAUAUUGCUCAUCGAGUCCGGCGGCGACAACCUGGCGGCGAACUACAGCCGCGAGCUGGCCGACUUCAUCAUCUAUGUGAUCGAUGUUGCGGGCGGGGAUAAGAUCCCGCGCAAGGGCGGGCCGGGCAUCACGCAGAGUGAUCUGCUCGUCGUCAAUAAGACGGACCUUGCUGAGAUUGUCGGCGCCGAUUUGGCCGUCAUGGAGAGGGAUGCCAGGAAGAUGAGGGACGGGGGCCCGACCAUCUUCGCGCAGGUCAAGAAUGGGGUGGGCGUGGAGCAUAUUGUGGGGUUGAUACUGAGCGCGUGGAGGGGGAGCGGGGCGGCGGAGGUGAGUAGGGGGAAGGCGUAG